This is a messenger RNA of Acaulospora colombiana, 717 nucleotides long. The record is from the annotation of a GenBank genome assembly. Lineage: Eukaryota; Fungi; Glomeromycota; Glomeromycetes; Diversisporales; Acaulosporaceae.
AUUACUGGGUGGACAGGUAUCCGCAUUGGGUUAUCAUGAACUUUGGGGGAGAGUUUGAGAGCUAUAGAAAAGUAGAGGAGAAUUUAAACUCACUUCGGCGGGUGUGCAGAUUAUGGGACGAAUACCUACGCAAGUACAUUCACCGGUUCGUGCGCAUGAGUGAUGUGAUGCAUGGCAAAGUGCCAGUUCACGAUCUACAGUCUGCACCUCAAGAAGCUCUACUCGACGAGAUCGUGGCCAAUUCCGUCGACUCUUACCUUGAAUACCUUGAAUACUGUUACGAAACUCUCACACAACAGCAACUCCCUAAAGUCGAAGUCCUGGAUCUCUAUGUAACGGAAUACAUCGAUGCAUUCAUCUCUCCACAGAUAUUUCCCAAUCUGGCAUGCAUCACGGACCAUGAAUGCAUCCACUCGGUUUCCCUCGACAUAACUACCUCGUUCACAGAUCUUCGCUAUUUAUACCUUCGAAGUCGAUUUGACAACGAGGCAUACAGGUCGGCUACAUUGACUACACUGACUCUUUCCUUUAUUCUUCCAGAUCCAUCGUUCGCCUCAGUUUUGGACAAUGUGGACUUGCCUGCUCUCAGGAAUCUUUGGGUUCUCGAUUCUCUCUAUGAGCAACUGGAUACGUACGACGAGCCGCCUUGGCUACUGCUCCUCACGGCAAUCGGUAAAGAACUACAAAGGGUUCGUUUGCCUGAGGAUGAAGAAGAGU